This is a messenger RNA of Danaus chrysippus (African queen), 1047 nucleotides long. The record is from the annotation of a GenBank genome assembly. Lineage: Eukaryota; Metazoa; Arthropoda; Insecta; Lepidoptera; Nymphalidae.
AUGGAUUCCGAAAUUCUACUGGCUCGUGAGAACGAAUUCAAAAAAUUAAAUAUGCAACUGGAAAAGAAAUCCGAGAAUUUACUGAAACGAAUUGAAAAUGCCGUGGAAAAACGAGAUAUAUUUUCUGAUUUUUUAAACAAUUCGACCUUAACAGAGAAGCGAUCACACAAACGAGGUUUUACUAAAGAUAAUUUGAGAAGUAAAACAGAAAACCAAAUACAAAAAGAUGAUUUGAAUUUAGAACAUAGAGACUUGGAAGUGAAGGAGAGAAAUGAAUUUAAAAAUGGAAUGCACGAGAAAUUACACACAGACGACUGGCUGGAGAGAAAGUGUGAUUGUAUAAAUAAAAAAAAUAAUGAUUUGGAAUUUCUGUAUGCCUUUGUAUCUGUUAAUGUUAAGAAUAAUGUUUUGCCGCCAUCUUUUUUAAAAGAUAAAGUAACGGUGGAGAGUGUAUGUAAGUUUAUGUCAGCGAAAGUGAAUUUAAUGCAAGAGCAAAUAAAUAAUGUGCAAGCGGCCAUAGACAAAAAGGCAAAGCAGUAUGACAAACAUAUGAUCCAACUAGCGGAAUAUGAGGCUGAGAGACUGUCUUUAUUGAACAGAGACAACAACAUGAAGAGUGAGAUAGCUGAUAUUAAAGCUAAAUACAGCGUGAUGCAAAAUAAACUUAAUGAUAAAGAACGUCUCUACAAAGAACAGAGAAGUGUAACAGACAGACUGACAAAUGACUUAAAGCAGAUCAAAUCCAGAAACACUAGUGUUGAAGCCCGGUGCGCCUCGCAGGAAGAAGUCAUUGCAACACUGAAACAACAACUGGAGACAGCUAAAAUUACUGAAAAGGAAUUACGUGAAUCAAGCCGUAAUAUCUCAUCGUCCCAACAAAAUGCCAUCAGCCGUCUUGAAGCCAGGGUGAAGGCUUUAAUUACUACAGUUGACAAACAGAUGGCGCUGAUACACAAUCUGAGGAAACAAAACGUUAUGCUGCAGACAGAGGGCGCUUUGAGAGCUUUUGAGAAAGAAUACUGCGAUUUUUUGAAACAGGAUAUGUAA